Ixodes scapularis (black-legged tick) is the source of this 1036-nucleotide messenger RNA. RefSeq names its product 3-alpha-hydroxysteroid sulfotransferase-like. Gene Ontology annotation, molecular function: sulfotransferase activity. Lineage: Eukaryota; Metazoa; Arthropoda; Arachnida; Ixodida; Ixodidae. Gene Ontology annotation, biological process: sulfation. The transcript has a single exon. The coding region runs from base 67 to 966 and encodes 299 amino acids. The record is from RefSeq and is a predicted model, not a curated record. Gene Ontology annotation, cellular component: cytoplasm.
GCGCGACCUGCCUCAGAGGCAUUCAGCAAGGACGCGCUUUCCUUGAGACCGGCUCCUCGAGUCCAAAUGAUCCACAAUGUCCCGUGGAACAUUUUCGUGGACCCCAAAAUGCUGCAGAAGGCAUUCGAGUUCCUUCCCGAGGACGGCGACAUCAUCCAAAUCAGCUUUCCAAAGUGCGGAAGUCACUGGGUGGAACAGAUCACGCAGCUCAUCCUCAACGAAGGUCGGUCCAGCGCCAACUACCUCGAGUUCGUGGACAGGGCACCAUUCCUAGAGUUUCAAGGGGAAGCCGCUUUCCGGGGCCGAGCGGCCCCUAGAACAGUUCGAACGCAUCUGCCCUUCGACAAGCUCCACUUCAACAGGAAGGCCAAAUAUAUCUACGUCGCGCGAAGUCCCUGGGACUGUUGCGUGUCGUGCUACCACUUCGUCAAGGCCCUGCCGGCAUUUGGAUUCCAAGAAGGCACGUUCGACGAUUUCAUUGCCGCUUUUCUCAGGGGAGACUGGGGCUUCGGCGACUUCUUCGAUCACGUUCGGGGUGGCUGUGAUCGCGCCUGCGAACCGAAUGUGUUCGUGGUGACCUACGAAGAGAUCGCCCAGGACACGUCGGGGACGGUACUCAAGCUAGCCCGCUUCCUGGGCGAGAAGUACGCACAAACCCUGAUGGACGACGCCGACAUCCUCCAGGAAGUGGUGUACAAGAGCUCGGUUCCCUUUAUGAAGACUAUUUUGGAGACUCGGUUAGACGAAGUUCAGGCUUUGUUCAUGAAGAAUCCGAACUUUUCUUCGACUUCGUUGUUCAUUGAGACGGAAGUUUCGGAACCUGACUCCACUAGGUUCAAUUACGUGCGAAAGGGUAAGGUGGGAGAUUGGCGCGAACACUUUAGCUUGGAACAAUUGCGACGAAUGCAGUCGACGAUCGAAGUCAAGACAAAAGGUUCGAACAUUAUGAGCUUGUGGGGAUUGUAGAGUCCCCCGGAAAAUGUAAUUAGGUAAUGCGGUUUAUUCAGUUCUCAGCGUCAGAGUACACUCUAAAAAA